Molecule: messenger RNA, 1527 nt
Organism: Rhodofomes roseus
Lineage: Eukaryota; Fungi; Basidiomycota; Agaricomycetes; Polyporales; Fomitopsidaceae
Product: Hydantoinase B/oxoprolinase-domain-containing protein
Exons: 9
Coding region: 1-1527 (508 amino acids)
Biological process (GO): glutathione metabolic process
Cellular component (GO): cytosol
Molecular function (GO): 5-oxoprolinase (ATP-hydrolyzing) activity
Source: RefSeq, a predicted model, not a curated record
AUGGCCUCUUCAACUGCUUCCCAAUCGCAGCCCAACUACAAGGCCGCCGACUCAAUCCUCCUCACGCUCUUCGCCAACCGCUUCAUGAGCGUGGCGGAGGCAAUGGGUCGAUCGCUGCAGCAGGCGGCAAUUAGCACAAGCAUCAAGGAGCGCCUGGACUUCUUGUGCGCGCUGUUCGCCCCAGACGGAGACUUGGUGGCGAACGCGCCGUUCAUUCCCAUUCACUUGGGGCCAUUGAGUCUCGCGGUGCGCUACCAGAUGAAGCUGCACGGCAAGUCGCUCAAGCCUGGUGACGUGCUCAUGACCAACUCGCCCUGGGCGGGCGGCUCACAUCUGCCCGACAUUACAACCAUCUCGCCCGCGUUCGACACCAAGGCGCACGAGAUCAGCUUCUUCACCGCGUGGCGCGCGCACCACGCCGACAUCGGCGGCAUCCUCCCCGGCUCGAUGCCGCGGCGCCGACGAACAUUCUCGAGGAGGGCGCGCAGAUCGAGAGCUUCAAGAUCGUGGAUGGCGGCGUGUGCGAUGUACCCUGGGAGCUCGGGGUGCAGGAACAUCAAGGAUGUGGAGAGCGAUCUGAAGGCUGCAACCAACCACAGGGGCAUCCAGCUCAUCCAGGCUAUUGUGGAUGACUGCGGGCUCAAGGCCACACAGGAGUACAUGCACCACAUCUGGUCCAAUGCCGAGCAGUCCGCCCGGAACCUGUUCCGGGACACUGCCAAGCGCGCAGGGACGAACAUCCUCGAGGCGAUCGACUACCUCGACGGCGGCUCCCCAGUGCGCCCGCAUCCCCCGCUUAGAUCCCGCAUACUCGCCGCCCCCUCCCAGAUCCGACUGAAGGUGCCGGUCAACGAGGCGGCAGGCUCGGCCAUGUGCGACUUCACGGGCACUGGCUGCGAGCGCGCGAUGCUCAACAUGGACAUCCCGCUCAACGCGGGCUGCCUCGUGCCCGGCACCGCCACCAUCCCCGAGGGCAGCCUGCUGAGCGAACGUGCUCACGAGCCAGCGCGUAGUCGACGUUGUGCUGAAGUUGCGCCAGCUGAGCCUGCCCAGCCAGUGUCUGGCAGUCCGUGGGAAAUACACCAUCGCCCGAGCGAGCAAGCGCGCGACUCGCAGCUCGACUCUCGCAAGCUCUCGAGACUCGCAUCGAUCCUCCGCUUCCGCCUCUCCCUCGAUGUGUCAAACACCGCCAUCAUCAUGUGGGCCUCAAGCCGACUGCAAGGUCAUCUGCCUGCGCAGCCGCUUGUCCCCCGUUGGCGCGCCACGUCCAGCCUUCGAGCUGGCCGCGAGGUAGCGCAAUAUCUCGGUGCACCCCGCAACCGCCUGGCACCUGCAGUGCACCUGCUGAUCCAACCCAAAUGGGCGAAGACUGCCGCGCCUGGUUCUGCGCCCAAUGCGAUGAUGCUCGGCGCAUACAAGGCCGCGCAAUCACCUCCUGGCUCGCCUGACCCUUGGCCAAUAUCCACACCCACGGAGACCCGCAAGACCCGCGAGACCCACGGACGACCGGCGCAAUUCACUACCUGA